Molecule: messenger RNA, 1984 nt
Organism: Arachis duranensis
Lineage: Eukaryota; Viridiplantae; Streptophyta; Magnoliopsida; Fabales; Fabaceae
Product: probable zinc metalloprotease EGY1, chloroplastic
Biological process (GO): proteolysis
Source: RefSeq, a predicted model, not a curated record
UUUAUCCAAAGCCGGCAACCACAUCCAAAAAGGCUGUUACGGCAACAACAAUUUCCAUUCUCCCCUUCCUCCUCUUCCUCCCAAGUCCUACUCACUCUUCCACGUUCAAAUGUCGUACCACUAAAACGCAACGAACUCUCAUACACUGUCGUUAAACAGCCUCCCUCUUCUUUACUAUUAUCAUUUUGUUUGGUCCGAAUGGGAACUCUGACGAGUUGUGGUUUCAUCCCUCUGAAGUCGGAGUUCCGGUCCAACCCGGUUCGGCGCGCCUUCAGGGAGACCAUUCACUACCAUGCGCUCAAACGAUUGAGGUCCACGUGCUUCCCCACCUUCACUCACUCACUACCUCACCCUUCCAAUUUCCCUGCGUUUCGGUGUUCUGCCACUGCCAACAACAACAAUGAUAACAGAAACGACGUCGUCGAAGGCGAAGCUGAACGACCUCCGAAUGAUUCUUCCAACGCAACCACGACGACGACGCAAGAGAGACGCGACGAUGCGUUCAAGUCAGAAAAUCAUCUUUGACGUCGCUUGGACCUACGUACAGCAAUUUCCAAGUUGAUUCUUUCAAACUUAUGGAACUCCUUGGACCUGAAAAGGUAGAUCCAGCUGAUGUAAAGCUGAUAAAGGAUAAGCUUUUUGGUUAUUCAACCUUUUGGGUGACGAAAGAGGAGCCUUUUGGAGACUUGGGAGAAGGCAUUCUUUUCAUCGGAAACUUAAGGGGAAAGAGAGAGGAUAUCUUUUCCAAACUCCAAAAUAUGCUUGUAGAGGUCACAGGAGAUAAGUACAACCUUUUUAUGGUGGAGGAGCCUGAUGCAGACAGUCCUGAUCCUCGCGGUGGGCCACGUGUUAGCUUUGGUUUGCUGCGGAAGGAGGUUUCUGAGCCAGGGCCGACAACACUUUGGCAAUAUGUCAUUGCAUUGUUGUUGUUUCUUCUAACUAUUGGCUCCUCAGUGGAGCUGGGAAUUGCAUCUCAGAUAAACAGACUUCCCCCAGAAGUGGUGAAAUACUUGACAGAUCCCAAUGCGGUUGAAGCCCCUGAUAUGCAGCUACUAUUUCCAUUUGUUGAGUCAGCAUUACCUUUAGCAUAUGGUGUCUUGGGUGUUCUUCUUUUUCAUGAGGUUGGACAUUUUCUGGCAGCUUUCCCUAAACAAGUGAAAUUAAGCAUUCCUUUCUUCAUCCCAAACAUUACUCUUGGUAGCUUUGGUGCUAUUACUCAGUUCAAAUCUCUACUUCCUGAUAGAAGUACAAAAGUCGACAUAUCACUUGCGGGCCCCUUUGCUGGUGCUGUGUUAUCCUUUUCAAUGUUUACUGUUGGUCUCCUGCUCUCAUCAAAUCCAGAUGCAGCAGGAGAUUUGGUGCAAGUUCCUAGCAUGUUGUUUCAAGGUUCCUUGCUUCUUGGAUUAAUCAGUAGAGCCACUCUUGGUUAUGCAGCAAUGCAUGCUGCAACUGUUGCAAUUCACCCUCUUGUGAUUGCAGGCUGGGUGCUUUCGGAAAAGGUGCACUAAUGGGCUUUGGCUUGACCACGUAUACAUUGCUUGGAUUAGGGGUGAUUGGCGGACCUCUUUCGCUUCCUUGGGGGCUUUAUGUCAUAUUAUGUCAGAGGACACCGGAAAAACCUUGCUUAAAUGACGUGACAGAGGUUGGAACAUGGAGAAAGACGCUUGUGGCGGCUGCUAUUUUUCUUGUGGCCUUCACUCUUCUUCCUGUUUGGGAUGAGCUUGCAGAGGAACUUGGUAUAGGUCUUGUAAAUGUACUUUGAUGGUAAAAAUGUGUAGAGUAAACCUUUUUUCUUUUAUUUUCUUAUUAUUAUUUUUUUUUUCAAUUGAGCGGUUAAUUAUAUAUAGGUAAAGUCAUCACCAAAGUAGAGCCUAAUUCAAUUCAACCCGAUUCCUCGUGAUAAAAUCCAUGUUGACGUUAUCGGAUGAGCUCCAAUUUACCCGUUUCAUCCAAAUAAGAAAUGAAAUGAAACUAUGUACGGCAA